Messenger RNA from Oncorhynchus nerka (sockeye salmon), 8427 nucleotides. RefSeq names its product dysbindin-like. Bases 308 to 910 code for a protein of 200 amino acids. Gene Ontology annotation, biological process: negative regulation of protein kinase activity. The record is from RefSeq and is a predicted model, not a curated record. Gene Ontology annotation, cellular component: cytoplasm. The transcript has 4 exons. Lineage: Eukaryota; Metazoa; Chordata; Actinopteri; Salmoniformes; Salmonidae.
UGUUCUCAUCCAAAUACUGUAGUUGACAGAGUAAGUUCACUCAGAGAGAAGGGUUGUACUGUACUGUUCCAUAGAGAAAGGAGAGAGUGUGUUUGAGAGAGCCAGUGAGUUUCUUGGGAGUGCCUUUACUCUCUUUCUGUCCCAGGAGAGAAGGAGGGAGAUGAGUUGUCCUGCUGAGGCUCUGAAGGGCUGACUGUUCCCCACCCCAUCUCAUCUCUGUGCCUGACUGUGUGACCUGACCCUCCAGUCCUCCUCAACAGCACACCUAAUCUGAUUCUGCAGCUCUCUCUCCGAAGCUGCCAGCACCAUGAGCUCGUCUGGGGCAAACCUUCACAACAAGCGUCUACCCUCGGAGACAGAGAAUGCUCAAAGAGUCCCAGAAUUGGACUCAGCCCAGCAGCUGAAACUGAGAGAGAGACAGCGCUUCUUUGAAGAGGUAUUUCAGCACGAUGUGGACGUCUACCUGUCCUCUGCCCAUCUGCAUAUUCAUGACUAUAAGAGACCUCCCAUUGGCAGCGUCUCGUCCAUGGAGGUGAAUGUGGACAUGCUGGAGCAGAUGGACCUUAUGGACAUCUCUGACCAGGAGGCCCUGGAUGUCUUCCUCAACUCUGGGGGGGAUGAGGGGGUGCUGGCCUCCCCUCUGCCAGGUAAAGUAGUUCAUGGCAACAACAACAACAAUGAGGUCAUCAGCCAGGGACGCUCUCCCCACAACACAGGUGGUUGUGUGGGGAAGUCCCGCAUGUCCUCCACCUCCUCCACUUCCUCCACCAACAGCCAGAACACCAAUGAGGAUGGAAGGGAAACCCCUGUAGUCCAAUCAGAUGAUGAGGAUGUGAAUGUCGGCACACUCUUGCUGAUGGGAUCAACCCCAGGGAAAGAUGAGAAGGAUCGGCCCAUCUUCUCUUCAUAGAGGCCUUGCUUCACUUCCAAUAUUCACUAACAUUUUGGACAUACUGGUGCUGACAAUUAUCACUGAAACGGGACAUUCACACACAGAGGUGUUCCAUGGACUGGCAACUAUCACUAUCACAACAUUUUCUUUACCCUUCAUUUAGUUUUGUCUGAACUGUAAAUAUAAGGCCAAAUCUUCUCAAAGCUUGCUGAUCUCCAUAUAUACUUCUGGCAUAUAGGUAACAAGAUAUUUAUUUUUAUUUCCUCAUUUGAGAUUCUAGUAGGGUCUAGCGACGUGUGAUACGGACAUUUGAGGAAGUACAUUCCUGUGUGUACUCUACAGCCAGGAUAUGUACAUAAUAGAGUUGUGAAAUAUGCAACCAUGUAAGCAUGCUUUACUGUACUACAGACAGGGAUUUACAAUUGUGCAAUUACACACACAAAAACAUUCUGUAGAGAGUAACUGCAAUGCUGAGUAAAUCUGGCCCUUAGUUCCCGUAUUCCUCAAAAUGUUGAACCAAUCCCAAAACACCUGCCACAAAUAAAAACUAAGGAUGUACUGUAUAUAUUGCAUAGUGUUGCUUUCAUUUUGAUAUAUACAGUGCAUUCGGAAUUCAGACCCCUUCCCCUUUUCCACAUUUUGUAAUGUUACAGCCUUAUCCUAAAAUGUAUUAAAUAAAAAAAAUAUUCAUCAAUCUACACACGAUAACCUAUAAUGAGAAAGUGAAAAAAAAAAAAUUGAAAUUUUUGCAAAUGUAUGAAAAAAAUAAACAGAAAUAACUUAUUUACAUAAGCAUUCAGACCAUUUGAUAUGAGACUCUAAAUUGAACUGCAUCCUGUUUUCAUUGAUCAUCCUUGAGAUGUUUCCACAACUUGAUUGGAGUCCACCUGUGGUAAAUUCAAUUGACUGGACAUUAUUUGGUAAUUCACACACUUGUCUAUAUAAGGCCACACAGUUGACAGUGCAUGUCAGAGCAAAAACCAAACCAUGAGGUCUAAGGAAUUGUCCGUAGAGCUCCGAGAUAGGAUUGUGUCGAGGCACAGAUAUGGGGGAAGGGCACCAAAACAUUUCUGCAGCAUUGAAGGUCCUCAAGAACACAGUUGACUCCAUCAUUCCUAAAUGGAAAGUUUGGAACCACCAAGACUGGCUGGGCGGCAAGCUCUAGGAACAAUCUGAGCAAUCGGGGGUGAAGGGCCUUGGUCAGGAAGGUUUCCAAGAACCCGAUGGUCACUCUAACAGAGCUCCAGAGUUCCUCUGUGGAGAUGAGAGAACCUUUCAGAAGGACAACCAUCUUUGCAGCACUUCACCAAUCAGGCCUUUAAGGUAGAGACGGAUGCCUUUCCUCAGUAAAAGACACAUGACACCCUACUUGUAGUUUGCCUAAAGGCACCUAAAGGACUCUCAGACCAUGAGAAACAAGAUUCUCUGGUCUGAUGAAACCAAGAUUGAACUCAUUGGCUUAAGUGCCAAGCGUUAACGUCUGGAGGAAACCUGGCACCAUCCCUAUGGUGAAGCAUGGUGGUGGCAGCAUGUUGUGGGGAUGUUUUUCAGCGGCAGGGACUGGGAGACUAGUCAGGAUUGAGGGAAAGAUGAACGGUGCAAAGUACAGAGAGAUCCUUGAUGAAAACUUGCUCCAGAGCACUCAGGACCUCAGACUGGGGAAAGGUUCACCUUCUAACAGGACAACAACCCUAAGCACACAGCCAAGACAACACAGGAGUGGCUUCAGGACAAGUUUCUGAAUGUCCUUGUGUGGACCAGCCAGAGCCCGGACUUGAACCCGAUCAAAUAUCUCUGGAGAGACCUGAAAAUAGCUGUGCAGUGACGCUCCCCAUCCAACAUGACAGAUUUUGAGAGGAACAGCAGAGAAGAGUGGGAGAAAAUACUUUGCCAUUAACGAACAAAUACACUGAGUGUGUAAAAUAUUAGGAACACCUUCCUAAUAUUGAGUUGCACCCCCUUUUGCCCUCAGAACAGCCUCAAUUCGUUGGGCAUGGACUCUACAAGGUGUCGAUAAGCAUUCCACAGGGAUGCUGGCCCAUAUUGAUUCCAAUGCUACCUAUAGUUGCGUCAAGUUGGCUGGAUGUCCUUUGGUUGGUGGACCAUUAUUGAUUCACACGGUAAACUGUUGAGCAUGAAAAUCCCAGCAACAUUGCAGUUCUUGACACACUAAAACCAGCGCGCCUGGCACGUACAACCAUACUCCAUUCAAAGGCCCUUUUGCCUUGCCCAUUCACACCUUCUGAAUGGCACACACAAUCCAUGUCUCAAUUGUUUCAAGGCUUAAAAAUCCUUCUUUAACCUCUCUCCUCCCCUUCAUCUACACAAGGGAUGGGCAACUUUGAUGGGGUGGGGGCCACAAAAAAACGGAACGCAUCAUGAGGGGCCGCAGUGGCUUGUGGGCCAUGGGGCGGAGAGAGGAUUUAGCAAUUUUACAACUCAUUUCAUGCAAUUCUACUCAUUUUGCCAUCGGCGCAGAGAAAAUUUUGCAGUUUAACAUCAAAAUUCCUGAAGUUCUACAUUUUUUGCCAAGGGUGGAGGCUAAUGUUUGCAGUUUUUAAUAUGAUAACUGAUGAUCAAUGGGCCCUACGCCAGUGGGUAAUUCGACCAUGCUUACUAAAAGUUUAGAUAGCUGGCUGCUAGGCCUAUCCCCGAUCUACACUGAUUGAGGUGGAUUUAACAGGUGACAUCAAUAAGGGAUCAUUGCUUUCACCUGGAUUCACCUGGUGUUUUGUACACUCAGUGAAGGGAGUUACUGCCUUCAAUACAUGUAAAAUUGUUACCUGGGUCAUGUUUAGCACAGCACAUUGUGCUAAAACAAUUGUAAAAACAUCAACUACAGUGUGCCCUACUACACAUGACCCCGAUGAUACCCAAAACAUAUAGGAAGACACCAGCUUUAACCUACAGUAGCACACUAUUUUAAUUUUUUUAUUUAACCAGGCAAGUCAGUUAAGAACAAAUUCUUCUUUUCAAUGACGGCCUAGGAACAGUGGGUUAACUGCCUGUUCAGGGGCAGAACGACAGAUUUGUACCUUGUCAGCUCAGGGGUUUGAACUUGCAACAUUCCGGUUACAAGUCCAAUGCUUUAACCACUAGGCUACCCUGCCACACUCAAAUAACAACAUUUAAUAAUUCAGAAGCGUCAGCGUAAAUUUAAUCUUUGGAUUUGACUCCAUAAAUUUUACUUUGAAUCAUUGGCAGGUUCUUCAAAAAUACUAUAUGACCUUAUCUUGAAGUUGCCUAAUUAUUUCUUAAAGUUCUCUCAAUAUAUUCUCCUCACCUCCUCCUAAAGGCCUCCUCUUUCUCUCUCUCUCACACACUCAUACAUGAAUGCACACACAUAUGCACACAUAUGAGGCUCUGUGUGUAUUACAUGGAAGGCAGCAUUUCCUGUCUGUGCUCAGGACCUGCCAGAUGUUAUCACACUCUCCUCUAGCUGGUCAUCCAGCUGUUGUGUCUGGCUUUACCAUGACAUCGGUCAUAUUUAUCUCUACUGAGCUAUGAAGUGAUGGUACUGAUUUGGUAUUUUGUAAUUUCUUAAAUGACCUGAAUAUGCUGUUAGCAAAGUGUACACUCUGCACAUUCUGGACUUAUUUUAUCAGAGUUUGAAAUUGACUAUUGAUGGAAGCUUGAACUUUAAUGUAUUCUACGUACUUUUCUAAUUUAGAAAGGGUAUCUAUGCUGUUCUGCAAUGUUGACCCCACAUAUUAUAUUAAGAUGUGAAUGGUUUGCUAUGAUUUUUUUUUCUUUUUUAUAUAUGCACUCUACUGUCAGUCGCUCUGGAUAACAUUAACAUAUAAAAUGUAAAUGUAGAAUUAUGAAUCACAUACAGUAAACAUACAACAUUGUUAAUUUGUGAUGUUCCGGACAGGCUUACUACAGUGUUACUGACUCCUUUCAGGAAGGCCCCAUUACCAAAGAAUCUUCAUGAUACACUUUAGGGUCAGUUAAAAGCUUGUAAAGGAGAGGUGUAUCCAAUUGCUGAUGUCUGUCUUAAACCACCCUGCAGGUCAAAGUAACUCCAUAUUCCCACAAAUAGUGAUGGUUAAUCGUGAUGCCUUAAAGGUAUAGUUCACCCAAAUUACAAAAUUACAUAUUGGUUGCCUUACUCUGUAAGCAGUCUAUGGACAAUGUAUGACAGCAAUCCAUGCUUUGGUUUAGUUUCUUUAGUAUUGUUUCCACUAAUAAUAAUAACAAUUAUUUUAUUUUUUUAUUAUACUUCUAUAGCGCGUUUCAUAGAAUCACAAAGCUCUUCAAGAGCAAAAAACAAACAAGCAAUAUAUCAUGACAGGUCAACCAAUAGAGGCUAAGUCUUUGAAUGCUGCAUCCUCCAAAGAUGGAGAAGGUCAGAUCAUGGCUUGAGUGAAGGGAGCUAGCUGGUCAGAGGAUGGUGGAUGAUGAUGCAGUCUGCUGCUGAUCUUGUAGAAGGCAAUCCUGGUCUUUUAGCCACUGGACUUCUCCUCUUCCACUCUGUGUAGCACCCACCUAAAAUGCAAACGUUUUAGCAUUUGUGGCACAAAUCCAAUUCAAGUCACGGGACAGAUAUUAGCAUUUUUCACACAUCACGGUCAAAUCAUUUAUACGUGACUUUGUUGAGCUUCACAAUCAAUUUUAGAUACUUUUGGAUGAUUUGGACAUGAUGCAUGAAAAAUGCUUAUAUCAGUCCCAUGACUUGAAUGGGAUUUGUGCCACGAAUGCUAAAAGGUUAGCAUAUGGAAACAAUGCAAGGGAAACUAAACUAAAACAUGGAUUGCUGUCAUACCUUGUCCAUAGACUGUUUACAGGGUAAACCAAUAUGUAAUUUAGAAAUUUGGGUGAACUAUCCCUUUAACUGGGCAUAAUAUGAAACCCCAUGCUUAUUGUGUUCUCUCUAUGAGGAAUUGGGGUCUGUUUGGUCAAAAAAAAAUUGGUCUAGUUCAACCUUACGAGUCUACUGUAUAAUCAGCUCUCAAACCCAUAUAAAACACUAAAAUCAUUGUAUUGAGGACAAAUCAUUCACUAAACCCUAAACCUCAUCUAAAUCUUAUAAUGAAUAAUGUGUCAAUUUAACAAGUUGAGGAGACUAAACUGCUUAGUGUAACCCUAGACUGUAAACUGUCAGGGUCAAAACGUAUUGAUGCAGCGGUAACUAAGAUUGGGAGAGGUUUGUCCGUGAUAAGGCAAUGCUCUGCUUUCUUGGCAUCACAAUCAUUUAAACGAGUCCUACUGGCCCUAGUUUUAUUACACCUGGACUACUGCCCAGUUACAUGGUCAAGUGUCACAAAGAAUAACAUAGGCAAAUUACAGUUGGCCCAGAACAGAGCAGCACGGCUGGCCCUUAAAUGUAUACGGAGGGCGGAUAUCAAUAAGAUUCAUGUCAAUCUCUCCUGGCUCAAAGUAGAGGAGAGAUUGACAGCAUCACUACUUGUCUUUGUGAGAGUUAUUGAUGUGUUGAAGGCACCGAACUGUCUGUUCAAACAGCUAACACGCAGCUCAGAUACCUACAAGACAUGCCACCAGGGGUCUCUUCACAGUCCCCAGAAACAUACAGUACUACAUAGAGCCAUGACUACAUGGAACUCUCUUCCACAUUAAGUAUCUGAAGCGAGCAGUAAAAUCAGAUUUUAAAAAACAACAGAUAAAAUAAUACCUCACGGCAUAACGUGGACAGUGAAGAGACACACCCACACACACACACACACACACACACACACACACACACACACACACACACACAGUAAUGUUGUGGAAUUGUUGUAUUGUGGAUUUAAUAUUCUACAUUUGUAAUAUUAGAGUAAUAAUGUAGUAAUGUCUUGUAAGAUGUGUUGUUUUAUUUGUGAUGUAGGCUGUUGUGUUUUGUGGUGAUGUACAGUGGCAGGAAAAAGUAUGUGAACCCUUUGGAAUUAUCUGUAUUUCUACAUAAAUUGGUCAUAACAUUUUAUCUGAUCUUCAUCUAAGUCACCACAAUAGACAAACACAGUCUGCUUAAACUAAUAACACACAAUUAUACAUUUUCAUGUUUUUAUGGAACACACUGUGUAAACAUUCACAGUGUAGGGUGGGUAAAAGUAUGUGAACCCUUGCAUUUAAUAACUGGUUGACCGUCCUUUGGCAGCAAUAAACUCAUCCAAACGUUUUCGGUAGUUGCGGAUCAGACCUGCACAAUGGUCAGGAGGAAUUUUGGACCAUUCAUCUUUACAAAACGGUUUCAGUUCAGCAAUAUUCUUAGGAUGUCUGGUGUGAUCCGCUCUCGAGGUCAUGCCACAACAUUUUAAAUUGGGUUGAGGUCAGGACUCUGACUGGGCCACUCCAGAAGGCAUAUUUUCUUCCAUUGAAGCCAUCCUGUUGUUGAUUUUUUUUCUGUGUUUUGGGUUGUUGUCCUGUUGCAUCACCCAACUUCUGUUGAACUUCAAUUGGUGGACAGAUAGCCUUACAUUAUCAUGCAAAAUGUCUUGAUAAACUUGGGAAUUAAUUUUUCAGUACAUUUUUUCCAUUUUUUUAUUUUUUCAGCAAAGCAGUCCCAAACCAUAAUGCUCCCUCCACCAUACUUUACAGUUGGGAUGAGGUUUUGAUGUUGGUGUGCGAUGCCUUUUUUGUGUGUUCCUUCCAAACAACCCGACUUUAGUUUAUUCUGUCCACAGAAUAUUUAGCCAGAAUCUCUGUGGAACAUCCAGUUGCUCUUUUGCGAACUUCAGACGUGCAGCAAUGUUUUUUUAGGACAGCAGUGGCUUCUUCCAUGGUGUCUUCCCAUGAACACCAUUCUUGUUUAGUGUUUUACAUAUCGUAGACUCGUCAAAAGAGAUGCAUGUUCCAGAGAUUUCUGUAAGUCUUUAGCUGACACUCUAGGAUUCUUCUUAACGUCAUUGAGCAUUCUGCACUGUGCUCUUGCAGUCAUCUUUGCAGGACGGCCACUCGUAGGGAGAGUAGCAACAGUGCUGAACUUUCUCUAUUUAUAGACAAUUUGUCUUACCAUGGACUGAUGAACAUCAAGGAUUUUAGAGAUAAUUUUGUGACCCUUUCCAGCAUUAUGCAAGUUAAACUAUUCUUAAUCUUAGGUCUUCUGAGAUCUCUUUUGUUCAAGGCACAGUUCACAUCAGGCAAUGCUUCUUGUGAAUAGCAAACUCAAAUUUUGUGAGUGUUUUUAUAGGGCAGGGCAGCUCUAACCAACAUCUCCAAUCUCGUCUCAUGAUUGGACUCCAGGUCAGCUGACUCCUGACUCCAAUUAGCUUUUGGAAAAGUCAUUAGCCUAGGUGUUCACAUACUUUUCCCAAUCUACAAGGUGAAUGUUUAAAUGAUGUAUUCAAUAUAGACAAGAGAAAUACAAUUAUUUGUGUGAUAUUAGUUUAAGCACACUGUUUUUGUCUAUUGUUGUGACCAAGAUGAAGAUCAGAUCAAAUUUGAUGACUAAUUUAUGCAGAAAUUCAGGUAAUUCCAAAGGGUUCACAUACUUUUUCUUGCCACUGUAACUGUUUGAACCCUGUUUGAACCCAAGGAAGAGUACCCGCUACCUUGGCAGCAGCUAAUGGGGCUCAUAAUAAAUACUAAAUACUAAA